AACUUUGUGGCAUCGGCUCUUACAGCCGCGAUGGAUUCCGAUCUAGAAUCCCCCUGUGUGACGGAUGCUGUAGCGGAAUACUCGGCGAAGAUGAUUGAUGUGUGGGAGAGUGAAGAGUGUGAACGCGCCAUGGCUGUGUUGGGUCCGGGGAAGACACCUUUCAAUGUCGGCAAUGCACAAAAGGUUAUGGAUAUUAACACGUUCCACAACCGUGCCGGCCACUUGUCCGAACCCAUUUUGAGACUGUCCGCGAAGCAGCACGGGAUUACCCUCACGGGCACGAUGGACAGCUGUCGAUGGUGCUUGCCGGCGCGAGGGACGAGGGCGCCGGUGCCGAAGCAGGGGGGCGGGUACCGCGGCAAGAGGGCGCCGAACGACGUGUUCCGCAUCGACCUCUGCGGCGGGUACACGGCGACGAUCGGUGGCAACCACUAUGUGCUCUUCGGUGUGGACGCCGCCACGGUAUGGAUGGUCUGCUACGCCAUGCGGCGUAAGUCGGAGGCGCUAGCGGUCGUCAAGCGCAUGGUCGUGGAUGCCGCCCACAAGGCUGGUACCGCGAUCAAGCGCAUCCGCUGCGACUGCGAUGCCCUCUGGACCAGCAGCGACUUCAAGGAGUUCUGUGCCGGCAUGGGGAUCGCGCUCGAGUACUACCCUCCCGGCGUGCAGCAGUACAACGGCGUCGUCGAGAGCGCCGUCCAGAGGUGCCUUAAGGUGGCCAAGGCAUCCCCCCGGGCCGCCCAGGAGCUGCUUGGCCCCGCAGGAUUUUCUCGUGUCAGCGGGCUGAGUGUUCGUGGCGAUGAGCUCUGGGCGGAGUCCGCAAAAGACGCCGCGCAGAAACUGAACCAGUCAGCAUCUCCUUCCAACCCCGGGGGUGCGUCGCCGCAGGAACUUUACACCGGCAAGGGAGGCCCUUUUCGCUUGGUCCCGUUCUUCCAGUACGGUUUCGUGUGGGAGCGGCCGGCAACGAAAAUGGACGACAGGGCCGUGCCGUGUUUUUUCCUCAACGCCGGGGACAACCACGCCGACGUCACCGUUAAGGUGCUCAAGGAGAGGACCGGCUACGUGUGCUACACCUCGAAUGUAGCGUGGGCGGCGCUCCCGCCGUCGGGGGGGAGGUGGGAGUGCAAUGCUUCACCAACCCCCUCCGCGGGGACUCUACCCACACCCCAGCAUCUACCCUUCGAGAUCGUCGCUUCGCCGCCGGCUGCCGCUGCCGCCGCCGGACCGUCGCUGUCGCCGCCGCCUUCGGGGCCCGCGUUGUGGCCCGCGCCUUCGACUGGUGCUGCCGCUCCGCCGCUCCCGAGGCCGCCCGCGCCAUCGACAUCCGUCGCUCCACCGCCGCCCGCUGCCGCUGCCGCCGCCGGACCGUCGCCGUCGCCGCCGCCUCCGGGGCCCGCGUUGUGGCCCGCGCCUUCGCCUGCUGUGCGCGAGAUGGAGCCGCCUCUUUUGCGACCCGACAUGCCGCGCUGCCACGCCAAGGACCUCCGAGUACCCCAGACUUUCAAAGAGGCAAAGCAGAGCGAGCACAGCGAGCAGUUCAUGGAUGCGACCAAGCGUGAGGCUUUUGUGAGGGCCCCUCUCAAGGAAGAUAUCUUCAUGCGACUACCGGAAGGAUGUGGUGCGUUGUCGGGGAAGAUAGUGCAGUUGAACAAGAGCCUUUAUGACUUGAGGCAGGCAUCUAGAGAGUGGUACGCGUUACUGAAGAAGUGCCUUUUGGCUUUGGGGUUCGAGCAGUGCAUGGCUGAUUCGUGUGUUUUUCAUUUAGUCGAAGGGGGGGAAGUAGUGUUGCUUCUUGUAGUACACGUAGACGAUAUUUUUGCAGUGGGGACGAAGGAGAGGUGUGAUCAAUUCGGCAAGGACCUGGGAGAGUACGUGCCAGUAAAGUCUCUAAGGGAGUUGAAGUGGUACUCUGGUGGCUAUUACGAGAGGGACAGAGAGGCAGGCAGGCUGACGAUUUCACAGCAGACAUACACCGAAGAGCUGGGAGAGAGAUAUGGUGUCGAGUGGGGGGGGGGCAUUCCUUUGCCCACCACCUGGAAACUUUGGGACUUCGACUUGGACAAGCCGAGCGUAGAGUACCCUUUUCGCGCGCUGGUCGGUUCGCUGUUGUGGAUUGCCCUGUUAACUAGGCCGGAUAUCGCGAAUUCGGUGAGAGCAGUGGCGAGGUAUUGCAGUGCACCGACGUUGAUCCACUGGAAGGCUGCACGAAGCAUUUUAGGAUAUGUAGUUAGGGCUAGUUCUUUGGGGACUUCGUUUCAGAGGGGGACAGUUUCGGGAUCUUCUUUGAUUGCGUUUGUCGACGCGGACUACGCUUCCCGUGCGGCACACCGUAGGUCGGUUUCGGGAGGGGUAGUGAUGUAUGCAGGAGGGGCGAUUGCAUGGUUCUCCAAGACUCAAAAGUGUGUGACUUUGUCUACCACGCAGGCAGAAUACGUGGCGAUGGCGGACAUGGGGAUGGAGAUGAUUUUGUUUUUGAGGCAGGUUUGGCGUUUCAUGUUGCCUAAGGAAUUGCGGCCGUGCAUUCCACUGUAUGAAGAUAACGAAGGGACUAUCAAGAUCGCAAAACACCCGAUCUCGAAUUCCAACUCGAAGCACAUCGAAGUGCGGCAUCACUUCCUCAGGCAGCUCGUAGAUGAGAAAGAGGUAGAGAUCAUCCACGUAGCGUCGAAGUAUCAGCAUGCCGACUUCCUCACGAAGGCGCUACCUGAGAGAGAGUUUGCUUCCCACCGGGACUACGUGAUGAACUUGAAGUGA
Molecule: messenger RNA, 2754 nt
Organism: Ectocarpus sp. CCAP 1310/34
Lineage: Eukaryota; Phaeophyceae; Ectocarpales; Ectocarpaceae
Source: the annotation of a GenBank genome assembly